Molecule: messenger RNA, 2380 nt
Organism: Cannabis sativa
Lineage: Eukaryota; Viridiplantae; Streptophyta; Magnoliopsida; Rosales; Cannabaceae
Product: pentatricopeptide repeat-containing protein At4g13650
Exons: 1
Coding region: 485-2245 (586 amino acids)
Biological process (GO): RNA modification
Molecular function (GO): protein binding; RNA binding
Source: RefSeq, a predicted model, not a curated record
UAGUAAUGUAUUUUAAAUGAUAGAUUGAGAGUGCUCAAAAAAAAAUUAGAAACAAAAACACACAUUCUAAAAACUGGAAAAUCAUCAUAUAAAAGAACAUUUUUCUAUAAAAACCAAUUUACCCAGAAAACAAGUAAGAAGGUUUUCUUCGUGUCUGGGAUCUUAGAGGCUUGGCCUAUCUUCUCAUCUUGAAACCCAGAAACGGGGCUGGGACUAAUGGGUAUUGUUUCUCCUCAAACUGAGUUGUAUUGGCUGUGAAAAUCAUCGACCCCAGAAGCAGCCCAAAGCCCUUGAAUGAACUCGUCCUUCAUCUCAUCAGGGACAAAAGGCGUUCUACCAACGACCAAGAUUGGGGCCAACUGAGCUUAGUUGAGCUGAGUGAAGUAAACUGUGUAUGAGAAUUGAAAAGAAGAAGAAGAAUAUAGUGUGUUGAGUGGCCUUGUAAUUGUAAAUAGUUCAUGAAAACGAAUAGAACAAUGUUCCAAUGCUUAAACCAGAAAGCAUCGCCUCACUUUUGCACCGUUGCUCCAUUGUUAAGCUACUACGAGGUGGUCUUUCUCUCCAUGCUGCUGUAUUUAAGACGGGUUUGGAGUCUGAUGUUUUCAUCUCUAAUAAUGUUCUAAAUAUGUAUGCAAAGUGUGGUGACAUUUCCUCUGCACGCCAACUGUUCGACGAAAUGUCCCAUAAAAACAUUGUUUCUUGGUCAGCGUUAAUCUCUGGCUAUGAGCAAGCUGGGGAGUGUCUGCUGGCACUUCACCUGUUUUCUGAGAUUGGGUUUUCUCCUAACGAAUAUGUAUAUUCCAGUGCCAUCAGUGCUUGUGCCAAACUCAUGUCAUUAUCACAGGGUCAACUAAUUCAUGCUCAAGCUCUCAAAGUUGGCUAUGCAUCUGUUUCAUUUGUUUCUAAUUCACUUAUCUCAAUGUACAUGAGAUGUUGUAGCUUUAAUGAUGCAUUGUUAGUCCAUGAAUGUGCACCGGAUCCAAAUUUGGUGUCUUACAAUGCUUUAAUAAAUGGAUUUCUGAAAAACGAACAACCUGGAAAAGGGUUCGAAGUGUUCAGAUUAAUUCAACAACGAGGUAUUGUUCCAGAUAGUUUUUCUUUCACAGGAGCAUUGGAGAUUUGUGUAGUGUUGGACAGUUUACAGGCGGGAAUCUCGUUGCACUGUCAAACAAUUAAGCUUAAUCUCGACUCCAACAAUCUCGUUGGGAACGUGAUUGUCGCAACUUACUCAAGGUUCAAUCUGGUAGAAGAAGCUGAGAAGGUCUUUAGAGUAAUAGAAGAGAAGGAUGUGGUUUCAUGGAACACACUUCUCAUUGCAUGUGUUCAUUGUGCUGAUCAUGCUAAAGGGUUAAGAGUUUUCAAACAGAUGAAUGGUUUAAGGCCGGAUAACUUCACUUUCACGAGUCUCCUUGCAGCGUGUGCUGGGCUUGCUUCAAUUAAACAUGGGAAGCAAAUUCAUGCUCACUUAACAAGGACAAGGCCGUAUCAAGAUGUUGGAGUUGGAAAUGCCUUAGUUAGUAUGUACGCUAAAUGUGGUUCCAUCGAGUAUGCGUACAAAGUAUUUGAAAGGAUGGCCAGUCAUAAUCUUCUUUCAUGGAAUACUGUAAUUGUCGGGUUUGCGAUUCACGGGCUUGGACAAAGAGCUGUAGAAGUCUUUGAGCAAAUGAAAAAAAUUGGUGAAAAACCAGACUCUGUAACAUUUGUUGGACUUUUAAUGGCUUGCAGCCAUGGAGGACUGGUGGAUUUGGGAAUAUCAAUCUUUAAAACUAUGGAGGGGACUUAUGGGAUUAAACCUGAUGUAGAACAUUUCUCAUGCCAAAUUGAUAUGUUGGGACGAGCGGGGAGAUUGGUCGAGGCAGAAGAGUAUGUGAGAAAAUCUCCCUUCAAGCAUGAUCAAGUUGUUCUAGGAAGCUUACUUUCAGCUUGUCGGCUACAUGGCGAUGUUGCUGUUGGAGAAUAUGUAGCGAGACACCUCCUAAAUCUCGAGUCUGUUAGUACAUCGUGUUAUGUUUUAUUAUCAACCUUGUAUGCUUCGGAUGAGAUGUGGGGUGAUUUUGCAAAGGUGAAAAAGCUAUUGAAUCGUAGUGGAUUGAAGAAGGAACCUGGUCAUAGUCUGGUAGAGGUGAAUGGAAGUUUUGAAAAAUUUACAGUAGGGAAUUUUUCUCAUUCAAAGAUUGAAGAGAUAAAGAUCACACUCGGAAGUUUAUGUUGUCCAGUAGGUGAAGUUUUUCUAGAUGUCACUUAGCAUGGCUGUGGAUUCUAUCACUGUAACUGUAAAAAGAAAAAUUUUAGUAUUCAUCAAAUUCAAUCUACACUAUUUUACUCAUAGUACAUUCGAUCUACACUAAGUACGAAUUUCAUAUUUUGAAUCCAAUUCAAU